AUAUUAUAAAACUCCCGAUCUUUAAAGUUUUGGUAUCAUUCAACGUCGACUCAAAACUCAAACUCAAGAAUAUAGUCAAUAUUGAAAUACCUAGUGUCGUUUAUCCAAUUUUCUAAGACACUUUUAGAAGAAAACAUGACCUUUAAAGGCUUGAAACUGAUGGUGUCCGUGUUGGCGUUGGCCACUUAUUCACUGGCCGCGCCGUCCACCAGACCACAGCCGCAGACGGCCAAGUCGGCCGAGGACCAGACGGCCCGGGACACGCUACUCGAACUCGCCGCGGCCCUGAUGACCGGCGGAGCCAUAGCGUCGGUGGCGGGCGGCCGGAAAACGGAUGUGCACCACCACAAUGAUGGUCAAAGUCACAAGCCGCAACACCACCACGCCAUUUCCACGUUAAUUCACUUGUUUCUGACCAUCGGUAGCGCGUUUGCUCCACUGGUGGGUGCCAUCGUCGGGCCGCUGUUGACCAAUGUAGCUAAUGGCAUAACGUGGGCCAUAUCACACACAAUUGCUUCUGGAUUUUCACCUCCACACGGAUUAUUCUCGCCGGAACUCGGCCACGGAACCGAUCACAUCAAAGAACACCUGACGUCUUACGCUGCCGAAGGUCAAUCCGAAACGGGCUCUGACGCGAUUCAUCAAGUACAGCAACCCGUCGCGGCUGUGGAACCGUCUGAACCAGCGACGGUCGAUGACACCAGACAUGAAGUGAAGAAAAUAAUAUGAUGAUCCACCACAAACGAAUAUAUUUAUUACAGAUUAUAUAUGAUCGCGACGACUACGGUUUCUUUUUUUUCCGAAUAGUUUCGUUCGCCGUGAAUGCAGUUUAAUUUAUUUUAUAUAUUAUUGUUCGUUGAACCCCAUGAUUGUAUAAAUAACAAUAAAUCAUUAAUUAUUUGUA
Molecule: messenger RNA, 904 nt
Organism: Rhopalosiphum padi (bird cherry-oat aphid)
Lineage: Eukaryota; Metazoa; Arthropoda; Insecta; Hemiptera; Aphididae
Exons: 3
Coding region: 136-729 (197 amino acids)
Source: RefSeq, a predicted model, not a curated record